AUGAGCAUGUUUCAAUCACCAUUAUCUGAAACUCCAAGUGCGAGAGAUUAUAUCGAUAUUAUGGUUGAUAUAAGAAACCUCGGGAUAUUUAGUAACUUUGAAGAACAUACUCCUACAAUUGUCGUAUUCGGUGAUCAAUCAAGCGGUAAAAGUUCCGUUAUGACAAGAUUAACCGGUGGCUUGCCAAUGCCAAGAGGAUCUUCAAAAUGCACAUCGACUCCUUUCGAAAUACGUAUGUUACAAACCGAAGAGCCAAUACGUAGAAUCACAUUGCGUUACAUAGAAGACAGAAAUCGUAGAGCGAUACCACCAAGAGAAGUAGAAUUUGCUGACAUAACGAACUCGAGUAAAGCGGAUAUCGAAAAAAAAUUGCGUGACGCUCAACGUUAUUUACAAAAUCCAAGUAUUAGAGAUAUCAAAUCAAUGUUGCCUGCUGAUCCAAGUAAUGAUGAGUUGCCUUUUACAAAAAAUGCUGUAUGUCUUACAAUUGGUGGGCCUACGCAAAAGUAUAGUUUGUCUAUGGUUGAUUUACCAGGAAUCGUACGAAACGUUGAAGAUAACGAAAAAUUUGUAAUUGCCUUGGUAAAAGAAUAUAUUAAAAGAGACUCGGCAAUACUUGUUCCAAUAUUUCAGGCAACAUCAGAUAUUGCUACACAAUGCGCGUGGCGUCUUGCACGUGAAGCAGAUCCGAAUGGUUUGCGUACAGUAGGUGCCUUAACAAAGAUUGAUCGAAUCAUCGAUUACCCAAAUGAUGAUGAAAAACAUUUGGAACUCGCUAAUCUAGUAAAAGGUAAAGGAGACCAUCAAAUUGUAAAUGGUGUUUAUGUUAUAAGAAAUCGAUCUAGCGUAGAACCUGACGAUGCUGAUGAUACAUUGGAAAAUGAUACAAUUAGGGAACUCAAAAAACACAAAACUUGGAAAGAUGUACCAAUCAAUAGGUUUGGCUUACAAUAUUUAGUCAUGAAAUUAAGUGAAUUACAAGGACAGGCUCAUAAACGGUCAUGGCCAAGAAUAAGUCCCCUAUUGGAAACUAGUAGAGAUGAUUAUGAAGAAAGAUUAAAUAGCCUUCCGCAUAAACCUAUUGGAAACCCAACCAUACGUUUCUUGGAAUUAAUUGGAAAAUUUGACAAAAAGUUCACUUGUCACGCAAAUGCCGAACAUGUAGAUCAUAAGUUGUAUCGUGGACAACAAUGGAACUUUGGUCAAUUUGAUCAAGCAUUAUUAGACACUCGUCCAAUAUAUAAACUCACUUUUGACGAAGGGAGAUUGAAUACCGAAAUUUUUGAUCCCAUAAAACCUGGUUCAUUGCAAUAUCGUGGAUGGGCAGGUGAUUUAAGAGAAGAAGAAUGGGAAGAAUUUGAUUUUGACAAUGAUGUUAGUGAAAAAUAUGUGUGGACAAUAGAUCAACUUUAUGAAGCUGUUCAAGAAAGUCAAGGAGGUCUAUUGGUUGGUUAUUUUCCAUAUAAAGCCGUAGUAUCUAUUGUUGGAAAACAUCAAAAGGAAUGGCUUCAGAUUUCUACCAAAUUAUUGAAUAAAAAUCACGAUUGGGUUGCCAAUUUUACCGAUGAAUUGAUAGAAAUUACUUUCAAAGAAUUUCCAAACGUUAUUGGAGAAAUCAAGAACGUUCUACGUGAAUUAUUAAGAAAGUGCAAAGAUGAAACGUUAAAACAUCUUAAAGAUCUUGAAGAGAUGGAGCAUAUGUCAGCUAGUAGGGCUCUUUAUGUAACUGAUGAAGCCAGCCUUUUGAAAAAGCAAUCAAAAUAUUUUAUAAAGCUCCGAAUUUUGGCAGCUAGCUCUAGACAAACGAAUCAAGAAUUAAAAGAAGUUCUUGAAUUAGGGACCAAAUUGUUUGACAUGAUGUAUGAUGAGGACGCUAGUGAUCAUGACUUUGAUAAAGCAAAAAACGAUUUAAUCGAUCAUAUUUCACAACGGGAAAACUUUAAUGAUGUUUCAACUCAAAGAUUAAUUGAUGAAAUAAAAAGUCUUAAACUUGCAGCAGAAACACCAUCAACUGCUACUAUAUCUGCGAUGUUGACUAUAAAAAAUUCAUAUUUAGAUAGAUUAAUUCGCAUAAUUCCCGAAUCUGAACAUUCUAGAAAUCACAGUAUUCUAAAAAAUACCAUCAACGAACAUGCUUUUCUUGCUGCUACGAUCGUACCACGUAUAGUAGAAUUUUAUCUCGUACAUCAAUUCGCUAUACGUUUAGGAAUGCAUUUACGUACCCAUUUCAGACUAUUAGGAGCAGAACCAACAAAUCAACCAUCAGAUCUAAUUAAUGAUAUAGACUUAGAGAGUUUAUUAGGUGAAGAUCCAUCGGUAGCUAAAAAUCGUGCAGAAUGGCAAAAGAAUUUUCAUGCUCUUAAUGGUAUUAUUGAUCGAGUUCGAAAAUCUUCUGCCUGA
Molecule: messenger RNA, 2400 nt
Organism: Funneliformis geosporum
Lineage: Eukaryota; Fungi; Glomeromycota; Glomeromycetes; Glomerales; Glomeraceae
Source: the annotation of a GenBank genome assembly